Messenger RNA from Sphaeramia orbicularis (orbiculate cardinalfish), 1279 nucleotides. Its product is annotated as schwannomin-interacting protein 1. Bases 222 to 908 code for a protein of 228 amino acids. The transcript is spliced from 7 exons. Gene Ontology annotation, cellular component: plasma membrane; cell junction. NCBI's taxonomy places the organism in Eukaryota, Metazoa, Chordata, Actinopteri, Kurtiformes, Apogonidae. The record is from RefSeq and is a predicted model, not a curated record. Gene Ontology annotation, biological process: positive regulation of hippo signaling.
GGUGAGGAGGAAGGGGCAGGUCCUGCCUUCCUUCGGGCUCUCUCAGACUACUUGGAGGCCACUUUUAUUAACUUUUCUAUAAUAUUUCCAUCCGGAGAUCCGCCCGUUUUUCACCGCGGUCUGCGCGCUCAGCGGAGCCGGCGGACCGUGCGCAGUCGCGGGGUAACGGACGGCGACAUGUCGGAGGAAUCCGCGGCCGCCUGGAUGUGACUGGAAGGAGGAUGGAGGAGGAGAAGGAGACUGCUGAGGAGAAAGAGGAGGAGGAAGAGGAGAAAGAUCGCAAUCAUGAUGCAGCUGCGUCUUCUGUGGACGGCCAGGACCUUCCCAUCAUGCAUUGGGAGGACUUGAGUGUUCGGAUAGCAGAGUUGGAGAAACAGGAGCAGGAGAGGAGGGAGAGGUCAAAGGGGGCAACAGAGAGCGCAGUGUGGAGAGGAGUGUGGGAAGAACAAGAGGACGAAGACCUCCGGAGGUGUCGAGUCGCUGUCGUUACUUCUCGAUUUCAUCACACGAACCUGCAGCUGUGCUUCAUCAACAACAGCGACAGCGAAGAUGAGGAGGGAGGAGCCGGCACCAAGGUUUCCAUGGGAACGGGACGCAACGGUUGCCUCGCCACCGGUCUGAAACAGGAAGUGGUGACGGCUCUGAGAACACUGAGAGACAAACUGCUGGCUGAACAGAAGGAGGAGGAGGAGAGAGCGGCUGUAGGCAGCGGUAGUAAUGUCAGGAGGAAACAUCUGGAGAGUUGGGAGCUGCAGGAGUGUUCAGUGCAACAGCUGCGCAACCUGAGAGCAUCACUACAACAAGAUGUACACGCUCUGAGCUCGGAGCUGGUGGCCCACCUGUUGGUACGAGACCAGCUGAGGACCAAACAGGACGCCAUGCUGCUGGAUGUCCAGGACCUGACCUAACACCGGAUAAUGGGAAACCCGUCAGCCAAACCACAGAUGAUCCAACAGGUCAACCGGGACUUGUUUAUGUCGACAAAUGAGCGUCCAGAGGAACAGAAGGAAGUCCAGCCUCGGGUCCAAGGAUGUGCUCUGCUGGAAAACUGAAAGAGGAAAACAGCAAUUCUGUCAUUUACAGGAUGAAGUGUAACUCUGUGUCCAGGGGAGAGUAUAAGAGAUGGAGGUGACAUUUUUUAUCUGUGGUAACUCACAAUACACUAUACAGUCAUGGAAAAAUUUAUUAGACCAUCAAAAGUCAUGAGAAACAAUGGUUAUGCAAUCAAGUCCUAACUCCUGUGUGUAUCAUGUGACUAAAACAGACAGAAAAGAAAACA